Ostrea edulis (European flat oyster) is the source of this 4193-nucleotide messenger RNA. RefSeq names its product 5'-3' exonuclease PLD3-like. The coding region runs from base 174 to 1655 and encodes 493 amino acids. Gene Ontology annotation, molecular function: catalytic activity. The transcript is spliced from 10 exons. NCBI's taxonomy places the organism in Eukaryota, Metazoa, Mollusca, Bivalvia, Ostreida, Ostreidae. The record is from RefSeq and is a predicted model, not a curated record.
UUUUUGUUUAUCACGUGGUUCUCGCAAGUCGUCUGAUCACAAGACUGACAAUGCACGAAAAUUUGAAUCAUAAACUUCUCUGAGAGCACAGAACUUCGAAGGAUCUCAUCGGAGAGGAAUUUUGAUGUAAAGGUAAUGAUGCGUAGAAGCUAGAACAGAGGAAGCAAUUUAACAUGGAUUCAAAUAUCCAGGAUAAAACACCCCUGGAUCCAGAUUUAGUGUUUGGGAAAGCUAAACCAGCGGUAUGUCGAACUGUGAUGUUUGUGGUGCUGAUUACCUCUACAAUAGGAGCUGUCACUGCUGUGCUUAUAUACUUUUUGGCAGCUAAUCAACAUAGCCACAGCAGCAAUGGACCAACUCCUGUGAUAAAUCCAGUUUGCAGUGAUAAAUGUGUAUUGUCAUUGGUGGAGAGUAUACCAGUUGGACUGACCUAUGAACCUGGUUCACCAUCUCAUCCCUCUACCUUCUCAGGGUUGAUGAGUCUGAUGAAAGCUGCUAAAAAAAGUAUUGAAAUUGCUUCUUUUUACUGGACCAUGAAUGGAUCAGACAUUUCUUUCCAUGACAACUCCUCAUUGGAGGGAGAAACAGUUUUAAAUACUUUAGCAAAUGCAGGCCAUGACAGAAAAAUUCCAAUCAGAAUCGUUCAAAAUCAACCAAAGGGGCCCAACAAGAAUACUGAAUAUCUAGCAAAAUAUGCUGGUGCAGAGGUGAGGACUCUGAACUUUAAGCAGUGGUUUGGAUCUGGAAUUAUCCAUACUAAGAUGUGGCUAAUUGACAGGGAGCAUUUCUAUGUUGGCAGUGCUAACCUGGACUGGAGAUCAUUGACACAGGUGAAGGAAUUAGGAGCUGUCGUGUACAACUGUAGCUGUUUGGCAUCAGACAUGAGCAAGAUAUUUGAUGUGUACUGGUACUUAGGAGCUCCCAAUUCUACCAUUCCCAGUACUUGGCCAGCAAGUUUAGACACUUCUAUCAACAACAAAACAACUCUGCAGAUUAAAUUCAAUGACUCGGAGGCAGCCACUUACUUAUCGAGUUCUCCAGCCCCGCUGUGCCCAUUAGGAAGAACUUCCGAUAUAGAUGCCAUUGUAAGUGUUAUUGACAGUGCUGAGAAAUUUGUUUACGUGGCUGUCAUGGAUUACUUCCCAACAACUCAGUUCCCGAAACAUGGAGAAGCUAGGCGAUACUGGCCUGUGAUUGAUGAUGCAUUGAGAAGAGCAGCUUUUGAUCGUUCCGUUAAUGUGUCCCUCCUAAUCAGCUACUGGAAUCAUACAUGGAAAGAUAUGCCGAAAUACCUCAAGUCACUGGCAGAAAUGAAGAGCUAUUAUUACCCUAAGAUUGAUAUUAAUGUGAAAAUCUUCGAAGUGCCUGCUUUUACUGAGGAUCAAAGGAAGAUUCCCUUUGCUCGUGUUAAUCAUAAUAAGUACAUGGUGACAGAUAAAACAGCCUAUAUAGGUACGUCCAACUGGUCGGGUGACUACUUCAUUGACACUGGUGGGGUAGGAUUGAUUGUCAAUCAGAACAAAACCCAGUCAGACGUCAGGCAGCAGCUGGAGGACAUUUUCCUGAGGGACUGGUAUUCUAACUACUCCACCAAUGUAUGGGACUUCAACUUCACCAAACCCCACCAGUUUGACUAUGCUCAUAAUGAACUAUGAUUUUACUCAACAAGCAAUUCACUUUUGUCCUAACUCCUACUCAUGCAUUGUUUUACAACUUGUAACCCCAUCAAAAUUUAGUGCUAUCAUCUAAUGUGAUAAAGUGCAAUGCUGUAGAAUCAAUUGUUAUAAUUAUUCAGGUUAAGGAAUUAAAAUAAGUAUUUACACAUGAUCUGAGCUUAUGAAAUUUGAAUAAUGGUAGUGGAAUUUUCAUGUAUUAGCAAACUUUUAUAGUUUAAAUUUUUACAAAGAUUUCGCACCAACAAAAUAUGAUGAAUCCACAGCUUAAUUUUCAGUUUUACUUUGAGUUAGUUACAUGUAGACAUCUCAUUUAUGUCAUAUAUCUGUUUUUUAAUUCAAGAUCAUCAAUGUUGAUGUGAAGGUUUAGGGUGUCUGCUUCAAAUACAUUUUACAUAUACAUGUAUAUCAUAUUAAUUCAAAAGUUAUGGACAGUAUUUCAUAUCUGAUGAACUUGCAUGUAUUGAGGAGCCUUCUGUGUACACAUAUACAAAUUUUACAUUACGUAUGGACUUAUGCUAUCUAUACACAUGUAUUUUAUGUUCAUUUCCAUGUGUUGUUCAUAAAGGCUAACUCUAUUUUAUCUGUCUCUGCAUAUUUAAGUAUCCCAAAAAACAUUACUGUUUGAUGAGAAUUGAUUGAUUUAUGACACAGUCAGUGUGUGUACAUGUGUGUGUGUGUGAACCAAACAGGCAUUCAGUUUAAUUUAAUUUAUUUGAUUUUGCUAUUCUAAAACAAAAUGUUGCAGAUUUGAAAACUUGUUGAAUUAUAUUGUUGAAUGUCAAGUAGUCUUCCAGCUGAUCUGUAUAUAUGUAUAUAGCUGGACCUAGCAGUCAACACAUUCCAUAUUUGUUCACGUUAGUGAUGGGGCAUCGGUUCACUUUCAUAAUCGAUCAUCGGUUAGAAUCGGUUGCUGCUUCCGAUGCGAUUUUCCGAUUAUAAUCGGAUGUUACAUUUUUACUAUAUAAAGCAUAAUCUUGCAGGGUUUUUUUUUUAAAAAAAAUCUUCAAUUAUAUAUCAAUUAGCUAAUAUCAAUAACUCAAUAUGAUGUUUUCUAUGUUGUCUUGAUGCUUUUGCACUUUCUAUAUAAGCACUUUAUAGUUCAUAAUCACCUUAGCUUUGUGCUGGUUGGAUAGUUGGAUAUAUAACUAGCUCAUAAUUAUGAUGGAUGCCAUUGGAAGGUGAGAUGCAUAUCCAUAUUGAAUCUUACACGGAGAUCAGAGACGGAAAUUUAACUAUAUAUUAUUCAAAAUUAAAACAUAAAAAAGUACUAGUGCAGAUUUGUUUUUUAUUCAAUACAAAGCAUUACAUUUCUUAAACAAAUAGUUAACAGCUCUUUCUAGGAGAGAAAUAGCAAGAUAAACUAAACACCAGUAUGAUGUAAAACUCAGCAUUUUAAUCUAACUCAUAAUACCAUUCAAUCUCUCACCAAAAUUUACUCAUGUUUUUGCUCAAAAAAAUAAACAAAUUUACAUUAUCUGCACUCAGCCUACUUCUCUUUUUUGACAUCAACCCACCAGCAAGAGAAAAUACUCUCUCUAAUUCCGGAAUGCGCUCUAUGAGAUGUGUGGAUCCGAUGAUCGAUUAUGAAAAAAAAUAAUCGAUCAUCGGAAUCGGUAGCUUUUUUUCGUCGUUAAUCGAUGUUUUCUGAUUAUCAGUACAACACUAGUUCACGUACAGCAUGUAGGACACCAUUAUGUUUCAUAAACAUUGAUUGUUUUCCUGAGAAUGAUGAUGAAUUGUAGACAGUUGUAUUUUCUAAGAGAUUAUUUUGUCAUAUAUUUCAUGCAUUAUGAUAAACAAAGUGCCAAAAUUCAUUUAUUAUAUAUUUGGAAGUUUGCAUUGCAUUAAUUUGUGUUUGUAACAGCUAAAAAUUUAGUAAGAACUGAUGUAUGAGUAGUUGUCCAUCUGAUUUUCUUGAUGUGUGUUCAACUUCUAAACAAUGAAAAUUUUAUAGAAGACAUUCUUUAUAGAGAAAACUAAUAUUUGCAGUACAUGAAGAGUUUAUUCUGGGCAUCGUCAAUGAUCCCAAACAUUCUCUAUUGUAUCUAGUUUCUGUUACAAAGCUUUGACCCAAAUAAGAAAUGUAUACUUUUCCUCUGAGUGACCUUGAGAUUGUCUAUUUGAGCAUGGAGUAAGAUCAUUACACCCUCAGGUUAAACUUCUUGUGACAUAUGAGUGCUGUUUUUAAUCAUGUGCUUGUUAGAACUUCAAUUAACUUUAACCUGUUUUAAAUGACCUUGAGUGAGGAAUUUUGAAGUUUGAGUAUCCAAAUGUGACUGAAAGUAUGAGGUAUGUAAUAUAGAGGGGGAAAUGCUGAAAUAAGCAGAGCAGUUUGAUAUAUGCAGAUACAAUUACCAAGGCAUUGUAUACAUGUAAAUGUAUUAUUAAAACGUUGGAUUUAUAAUGUACGUGUAUAUAUUUUCAAAGCUUUGUAUUUUCAAAGUGCUGUAUGCCAAUAUUACUUUCUCUGCAGUUUGGAUUUUUAUUGAUUUGACAUAAAGAAAUGAACAAAUCGAA